UUGAAUAAGUGUUCUGAGGUAGUGUAGCACAUUAUUCGCAAUGGAUUGAUUGGGAUUAUGUUUUCGAAGAAAAUCUAUCCUCGAGUGGAUCUAAAGUGGAUAAAAUGCUCGAGGAUAUAAUUGGUUUGUGAUGGAAUCUGCUUAGCCAAGUAUAAGGGAUGUGAUUUCGAUGGCUCUAGCGAGUGUUUCAUGAAUGUAGAGCAAGGUUUCUUCCGCCGGACGAGGGGGCAAGUUCCUGAGUGCAGCAAUCGGGAGGUCAACUCGAAGCGAAUAAAUCACGAGUGAUAAGUGUCUUUGGAAAAUCAGUGAAAAAAGGGGGUGUGCGAGUUUGGUGAUGGAAUGCAUUACAUGCUAGAUUACACAUUUGGUAAUGUUUUCUCUGAAUAACAGAAAUGCUUUAGGAAACAAGAAAGGGCCUCCCCCGUCACUACACACCCCAUCGAUUGCAAUAUGGAAAACACAAGACGGAAUAUGAUUGGCAAAGGGUGGUAACGUCGUAAACUUCGUUAGAUAGGCAGAGACCACCCCCCGUGUGGUAGAGUGGAUGAUAAACUUUUCGGCACAUCGAAUCGAAACUAGGCCACCACCACCAUUGCUAAUUGUUACAGUGCAGGAGGAUUGAAUCGAGCCGGGUACCGUCGCAGGAGAACAAUGGAACAGGAAAUCGGAAGCUGGGACUCGGUGCUGUUGGAGAACCUGUCGGAGGAUAGUUUUAUUAACAAUCUGCACCAACGCUACAAACGAGAUCUGAUCUAUACAUACAUCGGGACCUUUUUGGUGGCACUGAAUCCUUUCAAACCGUUAACUAUCUACACACCAGAUCUGGUUCGAAAGUAUGCCAACAAAAGCCUGUUCCAACUGCCACCACACUUGUUUGCACUCGCAAACUCAGCACACCAGUUCCUGCUCAACUACAAUGAGGAUCAGUGCAUUGUCAUGUCUGGCGAAAGUGGUGCUGGCAAAACCGAAUCGUCCCGCAUGAUUGUCCACUUUUUAACACAGCUUUCGGAAAUGCGUCGCAGCCGCACGCCGACCUUUUCACUUCGUGGAUCGAAUCCCAACUCGCGACAAACCACUCCGAAGCACUGUGGCAUCGCGAGGGUGGGCUCGUCCUUCGAAAGUGGCACCGGUUCUAGUCGCCCAGAUAGUAUCAUGAAAUAUAACACAUCUAGGAAAUGUUCCCACGAGAAAACCGUUGAGUUCGACCUGAUAUCGCACCACAAAAGCUCGGAGAACUUAGCCCUGAUGAUGGGUGGCGGUGGAGUUGGCGUGAUGGGAAGCACCCCGAAGUGCCUGAAGCAUUCCAACCAAUCCAUCAGCAGGUCGACGGAAGCAAACGACUUCCCCACAAAGUCGACCCUCAAAUCGGCUUUCGCUGCCUCUUCCUCAUCCUCCUGUCCGAAGCACAACUGUGGCAGUGCCGGGAGUAGUCACUUGGAUCUGCACCGCAUGUGCGGAUACUCGCCGUCGUUGCAGAAGCGGUGCAACCUUAGUCGCUGUUGUCACCAGAGCAGUACUCGAUCCAUCCACAAGUCAUCCUCCUCGAUAGCACUGACGUACGAUCACAAUAGCAGCUUGAUGUCGCCAUCCAUACACCGCCGGCAGAUCCUGAAGUCCAUCACAAAAGAAGUGUACCUGAGGGAUCUGGAAUUGGCGAGGAUGCGUGAAAGGUUGGCUCAUGCUGAGCUAUUUCUGGAAGCUUUGGGUAACGCAUUCACGGUCAAGAACGCGAACUCUAGUCGGUUUGGGAAAUUUUUUGACAUCGAGUUUGACUACAAAGGUGAUCCGAUCGGAGGACACCUGACUUUGUACAUGUUGGAAAAGAACCGUGUAACGAGCCGAAGUUCAGGAGAACGAAAUUUUCACAUUUUCUACCAGUUAUUAAGUGGUGCUGAUAUUCAUUUACUCAAGUCUCUAAAACUUCAGCGCAAUAUCGAUCGGUACGAUUUGCUCAAAUACAGCUUUACCAACGAAGAAGACCGGACUAAUUUUGCCUUUACUAAGCGCUCACUAGAAGUGAUCGGUUUCAACCAGGAAGAAAUAUUCUCAAUCUUUACAAUCCUAGCCGUUGUGCUGAAACUGGGGAAUCUUGUGUUCAUUUCCACGACCAACAUCGACGGCAGCGAGGGCUGCGAAAUUUCCAACGAAUAUGAAUUGGAUGAUAUCGCGCAACUACUUCAGUUGGAUAGUCAUCUGCUGUUUCAUUGUUUAACACGAGUUGGCGAGAGCUGGGAACAGAUUGAAACGGAUGGAUCGGAGAUCGAUGCCGCCUAUGCGGCCAAAAUCAGGUUUGCUUUGUGUAGGACUUUGUACGGGAGGUUGUUCACGUUGGUAGCGGCAAGGAUCAACGAACUGCUCAAACUAAAACAGCAUGGGACGUUGAGUGCGAUACGUGGGCGUACUAUCGGUUUAUUGGAUUUCUACGGAUUUGAAGUGUUGGAGAAGAAUUCUUUCGAACAGUUUGCUAUCAAUUACUGCAACGAACGGUUACAGCAGCACUACGUGAAAAACGUGCUCAAAUACCAGCAAGAUCUUUACGUAGCGGAAGGUAUCGAGUGGGUCAAAAUUGACUUCUUCGAUAAUCAGGCUAUCUGUGAACUGAUCGACAAACCCUGUUUCGGAAUUCUGCAUUUGUUGGACGAACCACAGAUAACAAACGAUGGAAUGUUACUCACCCGGCUGCAUCAGUGUUGUGCAGGGCACACAAACUUCCUGGCUCGCGAUUCAACGUUACCUGCCAACUGUUUUCAAAUUCGUCAUUUUGAGGGACCAGUGCUAUACAACAGUCUUGGGUUUAUCGAGAAAAACUUGGACCUGCUACCGAAGCACAUAAGCGCCUGCCUGUACCAAAACUGUGAACUGCCGAUCGUGGCCAGCCUUUUCCCGGAGGGUAACCCAAAACGGCACAGCACAGGUCGAAAACCGACUAGUCUUAGUACAAAUCUACGUACCUCGCUACAAACGCUGCUGAAGCAGCUGGAACAACGCUACAAUCAUUACAUCUUCUGCAUUAAACCUAACGAACUGAAACAACCGAAGAUGCUUGAGCUAGGUUUGAUACAGCACCAAGUCCGAUACAUGUGUUUAAUACCGUUGAUCAACCUAUGGCGGAACGGUCACUACUUCAACAUGCUACACUCCCGUUUCGUGCAGCGCUAUAAGCUUCUCUGUCAGUACACGUGGCCGCAUUUCAGUGGAUCGACUAUCGACGGUGUAGCUCUCAUUAUCCGCAGCGUGCCACUGCCUGGAGCGGAGUUCACUAUUGGACGGAAAAAAGUGUUCAUCCGGAGUCCCCGGACCGUAUAUGAGCUGGACGAGUUUCGCAAAGUGCGGCUGAACGAAUUAGCUGUAUUGAUUCAGAAGACGUACCGAAGUUACACGAAACGAAAACAUUUUCUUGCUUUGCGAAGAAGUCAGACGAUCAUAGCGAUGCACUGGAAAAGUUGGAAGGAACGAGAGAAGGUGCGGAUAACUGAGUUCAAGAAGCAAGCACAUUGGGCGGUACAGGUCAUUGGACGGUUCCUGAUUCUUAUCAAGACCCGUGAAUUUCUUGUUACUCUGCUGCUACGACUGCCACACGACAACAUGAGUCCUAUCUGUCACGAUUGGCCAACGGCUCCGACUUUUCUGACGGAAACAUCGCAGCUGUUGCGCAACAUAUUCCAUCGAUGGCGAUGCUACAAAUACAGGAAAUCCUUCGACCAACCGGCGCGGAAUCGAAUGCGCGAGAAAGUCACUGCCAGCAUAAUAUUCAAGGAUCGGAAGAUCUCCUACCCCCGAACGGUGGCGCAUCCCUUCCACGGUGAUUACAUUCGGUUACGACAGAACAUCCAGUGGAAACGUGUCAGCUGCGAGCACAACGACCAGUAUGUUGUUUUUGCAGACAUUAUCAACAAGAUCGCUCGAUCUAGUGGGAAGUUCAUUCCGAUCCUGAUGGUGAUAUCAACCAACUCAAUGUUGUUGUUGGACCAGAAAACCAUGCAAAUUAAAUAUCGGAUACCAGCGUCGGAGAUCUACCGAAUGUCCCUUAGUCCGUACUUCGACGAUAUUGCCGUUAUUCACAUCAGGGCGGAUAAUUACAGCUCAAACAUGUCGGACCGAUCGGAGUCGCCCACGGGGUGUCUGUUUCAGUCGGAAAUUGGCAAGAAGAAGGGCGACUUCGUAUUCCAGACGGCCCAUUCCAUCGAGAUUGUGACAAAGCUGUUCCUGGUGAUCCAGAAUGCCACUGCCAAAUCACCCGAAAUCGUAAUCAGUACAGAAUUUGAGGCCAAUUUCGGCCAACAGACGGUGGUGUUCACGUUCAAGUGCGGCGGUCUGGUGGACAACCCGUACAACCAGACCCGGGUUCAGCGCAAGGGCAACCGCAUGGAGGUGAUUGUGUAACAGAGGGCCUUACCGGAGCGCGCUACCGGUGCUGGUAGGAAUAUGGAAUUGAUACCGUUGUUCGACUACGACGAUGAGGAUGGCAAUUUGGAAUUCGGGGUCCGUGGGUUGGAGUUUGAUUAGGUUCGUACAUGCGGGAUGGAUGUUCACCGUGGGUGGUUGGGUACGCAUAUUAGUUCGUUUGUUGUUGAAACAAUAUUCGGGACGAUUAGGAGUCAGCCGCAAGGCACGCAAAAUAGUGUUUCAAGGAUCAGUUCAGUACAACAGGAUAGUAUUGGGUGAUUGUAGACAACAUAUCAGGAAGUUUACAUAGGUACGGGACAUUGUAAAUGAUCCAUCACUCAUUAUAUAACACUGAUUGCACCUGCUUAGCUAAUAUAAAGAGUCUCUAUUAGUGGUUCAUUGGCUUAUUCGUUUUUCUACCCUCAAGCGAUCAUUGGAACAAAAAGGCCGUCUACUACUUACUUUUGGAACCAAUGGCUGACUAUGUUCUCUUAAAUAUGGAUCAAUAUUUACUUUUACAACCACUUGAAUUUAUCAAAACGUUCGUUCCGCUGAUGCCCGACCCAAAAACGCCACCCGUCUUUGUCAGUUUCGUUUUUUCGAUCAGUCAGUUUUUGCGGUUUUAGCUUUUCUACCAAAAUUCGCCAGUAAUCCAACGAUACAACUUUUAACAAAUUCAAACGUUUAAGGACAAUCCUCACGGAAUCCAAAUUUAAAAGUUCUCGCGUUUUCAAGGGCACACCACUGAAUACGGAAGCAAUGCACAACUGUCAUUUUUAUUAUUUCACGCAUGCUGCGACGCGCGAGUAUUUUUAAAUUUGGAUUACAUGAGGAUUGCCCAAUAGAUUUCUUGAAGUAAAUAUUUGAUUGCUAUUGUUUGCUUGACGUUAACCACGACGACCAUGGUUGCCGUUGGCAAAAACGCUCACAAUUCAAACUAACCACAGAUUGGUGUUUUAACAGUUGCUGAAGAUCAAAUUUCGAUAGAAGUCUAAUUUCUUUUAAUGAUCUGGUAGGAUUUUUCACUAUGU
Armigeres subalbatus is the source of this 5417-nucleotide messenger RNA. RefSeq names its product unconventional myosin-Ia (gene Myo95E). The record is from RefSeq and is a predicted model, not a curated record. The transcript is spliced from 20 exons. Gene Ontology annotation, biological process: vesicle transport along actin filament; actin filament organization. Bases 652 to 4383 code for a protein of 1243 amino acids. NCBI's taxonomy places the organism in Eukaryota, Metazoa, Arthropoda, Insecta, Diptera, Culicidae. Gene Ontology annotation, cellular component: actin cytoskeleton; plasma membrane; vesicle. Gene Ontology annotation, molecular function: microfilament motor activity; ATP binding; actin filament binding.